Chlamydomonas reinhardtii is the source of this 1548-nucleotide messenger RNA. RefSeq lists its product as uncharacterized. The transcript is spliced from 4 exons. The record is from RefSeq and is a predicted model, not a curated record. Lineage: Eukaryota; Viridiplantae; Chlorophyta; Chlorophyceae; Chlamydomonadales; Chlamydomonadaceae. Bases 287 to 610 code for a protein of 107 amino acids.
CAAAAGCAAACAAGCUAUUUACUGCCAAGGGAGCCUGCGCCUCAAGAAACGAUUGCGCGAGGCUGAGUCCGGGAAGCAGGCCUAAGUGAACAAACAAAUACGCUACUGUAUGGGGGCCUGAAUACCACGCACUUGUUGCUGCGGGCCACGAUUUUUCGCUCGGGGCUGAGGUUGGCGCCAACUGGAAGGCGGAAGUUUGCUGCAGACGGGAGCACACGCCACCCUUCGUAUACGGCAACUCCCGUGGGUGCGCGCUUCGGCCAGGGCACCUGGCAUAACUCACACCAUGUAUAUAGUGCUCGCUGGGCUGCUAGCUGUCGCUGUCAGCGUGGCAAGCGCGCAAAAUGAUGCAGCUGGCUGCGCCGAGACCAUGAAGGGCUCAUGCGGGGCGUGCGGUAUUUGCUGCUGCUACAAGGGGCCCCUCAGAUACAUACCUGACGAGGACUCGUGCACCUGCAAGAUUGAAUACGGCGCUUCAUUUAUCGUAAUGAUCGUUUGCGCGGUCCUGGUGUGCAUCUGCUCCCUGGUUGGAGGCAGCUACUUUGGAGGGAGUCACAAGCUCUCGCCGUACCCGCGAUCGGAGAUGUACAGUGUAGGCAGCGGCCGGUAGUUGACAAGCAGCAGUGAUGCAUCUACGGAGCCGGCAGGCGUUGGUCACAGCCGCCAUUGAACAUCGGGGGGUCAAUCACCACCAUCCCGGCCGUUAGGGACCCCAGAUUAGCAGGCAUGCGACGCAUCAACAGUGCAAGCAUUGAGUACGACGCAUGAUUUGGGCGCCAAAGUACUGACUGGAGCGAUAGGGUAAAGCGUAGUCGUCAUGUUAUCCCUGCGUGCUCUUCGCGGGAAACUUGUGCCUUGUUUUAUUUUAAUGCCUAAGUGGCCGCGUGCUGCCAGCGCGGAUUUGCCCGUGUGCUCUUUGGCCCUGGGCGUGUACGCAACCGUCAUCAUUGUACAACGGAUGGUUGUGUAUGUCCCGCACCUCGUUAGCGCGAACGUGCGUGUCGGGAAGUCAGCUUGUUGAGCUGUGCGGCUGUGAUUACUGAGUUGGUUGGCCCUCGUGCAGGUGACAGCGGUGAGUGAGGACGCAUGCAGGGGUGCACAUUUAGUUGUACAGUACAUCCGUCCUGCGUAGACUGCGCUAGGUUUUAGUGGCCUGCUGUACCAGAUUACCAUAUUCCUGAAGCUGUGUCACGGCAGCGCUCAUUGCGACCCAUUUGCGGACAUAAGUAGAGAGGGGUUUGUGAAUGUACAAGUCAAUGAAUGAAGCAGGGUCUGGCCAGGAGCAAGGGCCACAUGCGUUCCUUGAGGCACGGGCUGCGCGGCCAGUCACAUCAGCGCUGUGGUGCUGAUGCAGUGAUGCUGCAAACAUUACAAGACGGAUUGCAAGAUGGAUAGUCCGGCAAUUGACAUGCAUGCGUGGCCACGAAGCGGUGCUGGAAGACGUUGCUAGAUAGGGGAUGCGGCAAGCCAGUGCAAGAAGUGCAAGAAGCGCGGACGCCUGGAGGAACGGAGCGCGGCUUGUGACCGGUCCUGUAAUUGCGGGCACAG